UUUCCUGUCCGGAGAGAAAAAGUUUUGAAACCCCACCCUCUCCUGGCUGUAAGCAUAGACGUAGAAGUGGUUCGAGGUACUGACGGUGGCUCACAGACCGAGGUAGAGGAGUCUAAGAAGUCCUGAUGGAGUUAUUGCGCUGUUCGGAUACUGACCGUAACAACAAGACCAUCGAGCUGGAGCAGGACACGCGCUCUACCCACUGAGGAGCUAACUGGGCUUGUUUUACUGCGUGUUUCUCUUUGGAAAGUAAACAAGUUUGGAGAGCUCUUCCUGUUAUAGACUCCGCGGUUCCAAAGUUGUUUUUUUGAUUGUGAUAGAGCUCAGCUUAUUGUAUGCUACUGCUAAAACUGUAAGUGUGGAUACUUUUGCGCAAUGGGAUGCGGGAUUUCCUGCGGGAGCGCCGCAAAGUUGCGGUCAGACGCGGUUAUUGGAGAUUUGGUCUUAAUGAUGCGACCUGGCCAGCCCUGAAAACUUGCCUGCCCCUGAAUGCUCCUUUCCUGCUAUUCUUCUCCCCUUCUCAGCGCUUCCUGCUUGUGAUAGCCACUGUAUUUAAGGGCUAAAAAUACAUGAAAACUCUAAACGGACACCUAAAUGUUGGAGGAACUUUGACUUGCCGUUGCAGCACUUGGCGUAUUUUACAACAAGCUUUGGGACAUUUUAUUUUUGUGCUUAAUCAUUUACUCUUCAAAAUCAGAACUCUGCAGGUGGCAGUCUUCUAACUUAUUUGGGAAGAGAAGAGGAGAUUCAAGAGCCUCUUGAAUACAAGCUGGUGAAAUGCUAUUGUGCUCAAACCAUGUGUUGGGAAACUACAUACCAUAUCACUUGAACAGAGAGAAGAAGUUUAGUGGUUACAGUGCUGCCUUUCUGAGCGUGAAUCUAACAAUAGCAGUCUCUUGAUUGACUUUACAUUUUCAAAUAGAGAACUUUGCAUUUCAUGCCAAGAUGAAUGAAAGACACUUACCAUUUAGCUGUGUCUGAAUCCUCUUCCAUAGAACCACUUGUUGGUCAGUCUUUUGAAUACAUUUCACUGGUCCCUGAUGAACCAACAAGAAAGACAAGAAAGGGAGCGAGGCGCAAUAAAGUACUCCUUUGUACUUUAUUUUCAAACCCUUGGGGUGCAAAAUCAAAUCCAGUCAAAACAUCUUCUUGAGGCUCCAUGGAGCCGCUGAAGAACAUAUUCAGUCGUGGCCCACUGUCGACCUGGAAGAAUUUGGAUCAAUCACAAAAGGGGAACUUCACCAAUCCCGUGUGGACGGCCUUAUUUGACUAUGAGGCAUCUUGUAAAGAUGAGCUCACCUUGCGUAAAGGUGACCUUGUAGAAGUCCUCUCUCUGGACUCUGAGAUAUCAGGGGAUGAGGGCUGGUGGGCAGGUAAGGUCAACAACAAGGUGGGCAUCUUCCCGUCCAACUAUGGAUCCUUCAAGCCAAGUGGAUACGGGAAGCUUCCGGGCAGUGGCGUGGUUGAUGAGCUUGGCCCAGCCGUUGUGGGUGAGUUUGAACCUGAGGUGGUGGAUUUUCGGGAGUUAAGCUUGGAGGAGGUCAUUGGGGUCGGGGGGUUCGGGAAGGUGUAUCGUGGUACAUGGAGAGGCGAGCUGGUGGCAGUGAAGGCUGCCCGUCAAGAUCCAGAUGAGGACAUCAGCGUGACUGCGCAGAAUGUGAGGCAGGAGGCCCGUCUGUUUGCCAUGCUCACCCACCCGAACAUCAUCACCCUGCAAGGUGUAUGCCUGCAGGAACCCAACAUGUGCCUCAUCAUGGAGUACGCCUCAGGUGGGCCGCUGAGCCGGGCGCUGGCUGGUCGUCGCAUUCCACCACAUGUUCUGGUCAACUGGGCUGUGCAGAUAGCCAGAGGGAUGUUGUACCUGCACAGCGAGGCCAUUGUCCCCGUCAUCCACCGGGAUCUCAAGUCCAACAACAUCCUUUUAGCUCAGCCCAUAGAGAAUGAAUGUAUGGAGGGUUUGACACUGAAGAUCACGGAUUUCGGCCUGGCCAGAGAGUGGCACAAGACCACCAAGAUGAGCACCGCUGGCACCUACGCCUGGAUGGCCCCUGAGGUCAUCAAGUCCUCUACCUUCUCCAAGGGCAGCGACGUCUGGAGCUAUGGUGUUCUGCUGUGGGAGCUGCUAACUGGAGAGGCACCCUACAAAGGAAUUGAUGGACUUGCUGUCGCCUACGGAGUCGCUGUCAACAAACUUACCCUGCCCAUCCCUUCCACUUGCCCCGAGCCCUUCGCUCAGCUCAUGGCAGAGUGCUGGGACCAGGAUCCCCACCGCAGACCCAAUUUCAGCUCCAUCCUGACCCAGCUGACGGCCCUGGAGCAGCAAGUGAAGGAAGAGAUGCCACAGGACUCGUUUCACUCCCUGCAGGAGGACUGGAAGGUGGAGAUCCAGGACAUGUUCGAUGAAAUCCGGGCUAAAGAGAAAGAGCUACGAUGCCGUGAGGAGGAGCUGAAGCGAGCAGCUCUGGAGCAGAAGUCCCACGAAGAGUUCCUGCGGCAGCGCGAGCAGCAGCUGGCUCAGUGGGAGCAGGACGUGUUCGAGCGUGAACUCAGCCUCCUCAUCCUCCACCUGAACCAGAACCAGAACCAGGAGAAACCCAACGUCAAGAAGAGGAAGGGCACCUUCAAGAAGCACAAACUCAAGUCCAAGAAUGGCGAGAAGAUCAGCAUGCCCCAAGAUUUCAUCCAUAAGAUUACGGUGCAGGCAUCCCCAGGUCUGGAGAAGAGGCGGAACUCUCCUGAUUUGGGUUCAGGCUCCUCGCCCUCCUUUGGCCCUCGUUUCCGUGCAAUCCAACUCAGUCCCAGUGACAACAGUUGGACAUUUGGUCUAAGCCCGGUCUGGCCCCUAGAGUCCACUUCUCUUAAACAUGCCAAUGGAGACCUGAGGUUGGGGCCCCACUGGAGACCCCAGAGCCCAAAAAGCCCCAAAAGUCCCAAAGUCCUGCGCCUUAGUCCCCAGGAAAGCAGUCUGUCGAUGAGGGCCAAGCUCCUGGAAUCAGACAGCAAUGAGAACGGAGGGUCCAAGGACGAUUUUGAGGAAUACAGGCCCUCCACGCCAACCCUGCGAUCCUCAGUGAAGGACAGCCUGCGGCUUCCGCUACCUCAGGGAGACUCAGGCAGUGAGGAAGGGGGUUCUUCCCCAGCUGGCUCUCCCAGGCCUGAGAGGGGUUCCCAAGGUGGCCUGAGUAAGAGCACCCACCGAGCCCUGCUGGGCGGUGGCUCCCUCCUGGCCUCCAUAGGACUAGGUCGCUGUCUGGAUAUCCCCCCUAGGGUGCCCCCUCGAACAAACCCCCCUUCCUUAGAGGACCGCACCCCCUCAGAAAUGGAGAUCUCCUCCCCCAAGCCCCUCAUUUCAGAUCCUCCAGUAGUGGAUGAUCUCAUCACUUUCUCCACCUCUGAGCCACUUCCCAGACCACUAUUGGAUUUAGCUCUACAAUAUCAAGAACUGAAGCCCUUGCCUCUGACACCACCACCGCCACCAAACCCCCGUGAGCGGAGUAGCCGCCGGACUCCACAGACACCGCACAGUCCGCAGAGCCCCAGAACCCCCCGGCAGCAUGGCAGGGUCAGCCCAGGGGAGUGGAUCCCAAGUUUCCAAUCGACCAACGGGGAGCUGGGCUGUGAGGCUUGGGAGCACACAGCUGACAGGAGGAGGCGGUCCAGCCAAGGCCUACACGCCUCUCAGCUAGUUUUGGACCUGCCCUUGUGCCAAGACACACAGGACUCAGAUGACAAGCCUUCAGUGCCCUAUGUUCUUCUCCCCAACCCUGCUCUCUGCAGCCCAAAAACCCGCCGCCUGGAGGUCAGUGUCAUCCCCCGGCCCCGCCCGUCCCCCAUCCGCCCUCGCAUCGACCCCUGGAGCUUCAACACAGCAGGUGGCAUGAACUCAGGUGGGAGCCGCAGCCCAAACCGCUCGGACAACAACCCUCUGGGCUACCAGCCCUCUCCUACCAACCCGUUCACCAACUGUGACCCCUUCCCUUCGCCGGACUGUGACCCAUUCACCCUCAAAGCUGACCCCCCGAGCGGCUCAGAUACAGCUUCAUCAUUUGACCCAUUUUCAGCUCCCUUUCCCACCUCCCGCUCUGCCCCAUGCUCUGCCAACUGCUCGCCUACUUUGCCCUCAUUCCGCGUUGUGCCCUUUGACUCGCCGUUGAUUGACCUGGGCUGGGCAGCCAGCAGCAGGCCCCUGGAUGGCACCAAAGAGAAAGCUAACCCCCGCAGGAAACUGGGGCUGAAGCCCUUCAAGUCCCCAAUGCAACUCAAAGAUGACAGAUUCUAAACAUGGCCUUGCCUGUGGCUUGUGGCCGACUAUCCUAUGGUUGUUAAAACUGCGGGGUUUUUGUGGUUUUUUUUGUUUCUUUAUCAGAGGAACACAGUCCCAGGACUUUCUCACUACUAUGUCCUACGUCUUAACAAGGAUUUGGAAUCUUUUUAAAAACGCACACCCAUCUCCCAACCCACAAAGAAAGGUUUCCCUCAAUCAUUGCAGGUCUUAUUUAUAAGCUAGCCUGCUGCUUUGGAAACCAGAAAGCCAGUGAAGGGUAGUACAUUUGAUUGUGGGAUAGCUGCCUGUGAACCAAUAGCUGGCGCCCAUUUCAUUCUCCCUCUCUGUCAGUGUUUCUCUGUCCCUUUGAAGGAGCAGAACACAGAUCACGAGUCCCAUCUUCAGAUUCUAUCAGGCUGCUCAUAUCACCUGCUUUCAUCUCCACCCUACCUUUGAAGCAUUGUGACAAUGCAGAGGUGGAUAAGGCGGCUUGCACAGCUUCAUGUGCUUCUACCUCUGCAGACUGAAAGGACAAUGGGAAAAUUGGAAUGUUUUUAAUAUAUAUCUUUUCAAGGUUCCUUGAAUAAUUAAUCUGGUGCAUAGAGAAGAUUCUAUGAAUUUGGCUUAAAUUUUGCAAAUCAGCUUAACAUUGCUGUGGAAGAAACCGUUAUCUGUGUGUGCGUGUGUGUGCGUGUGCACGCAUAUAUGUCUAGACACAUUGUUCAAGGAAAGCUUACUUUUUUUUUUAAACAGCAUCUGCCUGUUGCAUUAUGGGAGAAAGCACUCAGAAAGGGUAUUCUAAGCCACUUGUGACAUCCAUGACAAAACUGUGGCCCACUCAUUCCACUUGGAAGCAGAUAACAUUCCAGUCACAUUCCCCCGGAAAUGCCAGGGAUUGAAUAGAUUCAUUUAGCUGGCAGGCGAAACAGUACAGGAAACAAAAUGGGGGAGCGCUCUGCAUUCCAUUCAUAUGCCAAAGAAUGCCACUGUGACAGUGUAAGGGCUGGGACCAAGAGUAUAUGCAAAUAAGUUGUUUUUACCUCCAUAGAAUGCCAGGCGGGUGGAGUUUACCACACUGGACAACGCAGACAGAGUUGAGACAAUCAGAUAAUAUUUAAACUCUAAUAAAAUUUCCUGUGGUUAUUUGAAACUAUCCAGACUGUCUUAUCGCCAUCAUUUGAAUUUGCAGACACUAUAGUUCAUAGGUAUAGAAGCUUUACUGAAUACUUCAUUUGUGCAGUCCACCAGAGUAGGAGUAGUCUCACAAAGCCAGCUCACAUUUUCUUCGUUGUAGAUUUAAUGAUUGACAAUUCUCUCCUUCACCUGAAUGGAUGACUUGCAUCACUCGCUUGGCUGCAAUCAAUCCUGUCUUCCAGUUGUUGAACCAGGAAAAACUGUUGUGCUUGUUCUGGAAAUGUUAGAUUUCAUUUACAGUUUCUGAAAAAUACGAACCUAAAAGGUUCUGAUUCAUGCUUCAUUUUACCCCUGUAACAUCUGAUUUUAAAGGAAUACUUUGACAUUUUGGAGAAUUCACUCUCUUGGAGAAGGUGAGAUGAGAAGAUACCACUAUCACCGCUGUCCUUUCAGUAUGACACUGGAGCCAACAGCUCGUUAUCUUAGCUUAGCAUAAAAGCUGGAAAUAUGCAGAAGCAACUAACCUGGCUUUAAAUAAAAAUCCAGAGCUUACUGAUUAACAUGUUAUUUCAUUUAUUUAAUUCAAGUUUAAUAGCAGCCCUGACAGAGCCAGGCUAGCUGUUUCCCCCUGUUUCUAGUCUGCAUGCUAAGUUAAGCUAACUGGCUACUUGCUUCAGCUUCGUAUUUACUUUACAAACACGAGAGGCAUCAGUCUUCUCAUCCAACUCUGGAAAAAAAUAAGCUCAUUUCCCAAAAUAUUGAAUAACACUCAUCAAGCACCAUCAGAUGUUUUUAGACAGUUUUUUUAACUGAUUUUGUGAGAUGUAGAAAGGCUUUGUGAGACUAGAGCAGCAGUGGACCUAAACUGUC
Monopterus albus (swamp eel) is the source of this 6268-nucleotide messenger RNA. Its product is annotated as mitogen-activated protein kinase kinase kinase 11. Gene Ontology annotation, cellular component: centrosome. The transcript is spliced from 10 exons. Gene Ontology annotation, biological process: positive regulation of apoptotic process; protein phosphorylation; microtubule-based process. Gene Ontology annotation, molecular function: ATP binding; JUN kinase kinase kinase activity; protein binding. The record is from RefSeq and is a predicted model, not a curated record. Bases 1160 to 4279 code for a protein of 1039 amino acids. Lineage: Eukaryota; Metazoa; Chordata; Actinopteri; Synbranchiformes; Synbranchidae.